AUGCUUCCCUCAGAUAUUUAUCACGAAAAGCAGUCUCGGAUGCUUUGUGCUGUACAUUGUCUCAACAAUUUAUUUCAAUCUAGAUGGAUUACAAAAGACAAAAUGGAUCAAAUUUGUGCAAAUCUUUCGCCAGGGGAUUACAUAAAUCCCCAUAAAUCAUUACUUGGGCUAGGAAAUUACGAUGUCAAUGCUAUCAUGUUGGCAUUAGAGGAAAAAUCGAUGCAACUUAAUUGGUUUGAUAAAAGAAAGGAAAUUUCUGCUUCCAGUCUUGAACUCACCAAAUCAUUCGGAUUUAUCCUCAAUAUUCCAAGUGAUUACACGAUAGCUUUUAUAACAUUACCACUUAAAAGCAGACAUUGGAUUUGCAUAAAAAAGAUGGCAGAUGAGAAAUUCUACAAUUUAGAUUCAAAACUUGAAAGACCUAAAUGUAUUGGCUCGGAGGAAGAUUUCGUUCAAUACCUGCAAAAUGAAAUGAAAAGCAAUGACAAAGAGCUUUUUCUAGUGUUCCCAAAAGACGCAAGCUAG
Molecule: messenger RNA, 525 nt
Organism: Clunio marinus
Lineage: Eukaryota; Metazoa; Arthropoda; Insecta; Diptera; Chironomidae
Source: the annotation of a GenBank genome assembly